This is a messenger RNA of Caenorhabditis elegans, 1417 nucleotides long. It is a transcript of the gene arl-6, whose product is annotated as ADP-ribosylation factor-like protein 6. The record is from RefSeq and is marked reviewed. Bases 17 to 589 code for a protein of 190 amino acids. NCBI's taxonomy places the organism in Eukaryota, Metazoa, Nematoda, Chromadorea, Rhabditida, Rhabditidae. The transcript is spliced from 4 exons. Gene Ontology annotation, molecular function: GTPase activity; GTP binding. Gene Ontology annotation, cellular component: cytoplasm.
AGAUCUAAAAAGAUCAAUGGGCUUCUUUUCGUCAUUGUCCAGUUUAUUCGGAUUGGGAAAAAAGGAUGUGAACAUCGUUGUAGUUGGACUGGAUAACUCGGGAAAGACUACAAUUUUGAAUCAACUCAAAACUCCAGAGACAAGAAGUCAGCAGAUUGUGCCAACUGUUGGACACGUGGUUACGAAUUUCAGUACUCAAAAUCUCAGUUUUCAUGCAUUCGAUAUGGCAGGACAAAUGAAAUAUCGUAGUACAUGGGAAAGCUACUUUCACUCUUCUCAGGGUGUCAUUUUUGUACUCGAUAGCUCUGAUCGUCUUCGAAUGGAGUUGCUCAAAGACGAGUUGAUGAUGGUGAUGGAACACAAGGAUGUGGUUUCCCGAGGGAUUCCAAUAGUCAUUCUUGCCAACAAAAUGGACAUCCCUGGAGCGAUGACUGCUUCGGAUAUUACGGUAGCUCUAGGCCUAAACCUGUAUCGUAGUGGUACCUGGUCGAUACACUCAACGUGUGCACUCACUGGAGAUGGAUUGGACAAGGCUAUGCAACAACUUUCAGCUGAAAUCACAAAAUAUAUGGAAUCAAGGAGAACUUGAGAAAUUAAACUGUUUUUUGUAAACAAUGCAUGUGAUCUUGUAAAUUCUUGUAGAAAACCUACCAAAUUCGUAUCAAUUGGCAAAGCUGUGUAUUUAAAAAAUAUAAUUUAGAUUUGGAAACACAUAUGUUAACUGAAAGAGUAGGACUAGAUAUGAUUUUGUCUAAAUACUCUUAAAAUGUCCCAAAAAUCCAAAUAUCUAAACAUGUUUAAGAUUUUUCAACUUUUCCAGUCAACUUUGGCAAAUUGCCAAUUUUUUUACCAAUUUGGACUUUAUGAAAAACUUCGGGCAAUUUUGUAAAUUUGAACAAUCACAGCGUUUAAAUACAUAUAAUUUAAAUAUAAUUAAAAUACAAAACUAUUAGAAAUCAUAUUUUCCGGAUUUCCAAAAUUAUGUGCUUUGAAAACUGAGGAAUUGCCACUUUUUGUGGACUUUGGAGAAAAAAAAAUGUUUUCAAUUGUUAAAGAUAUUUUACCAUCAAGAUCUGAUUUUUCUAACCCCAAUUUUAUAAAUUAAAACAAAAAGAACUGAAAAAAAAUCAUAAAUUUCUAGUCAAAAAUUACUCAGUUUUCACUUAUCAUCAUUUUGGACGUUGAUCAUAAGUUGUAUUGUAUUGUAUUUAUUACGAUAGAGUUGUUCAACAAAUUUGGUAAUUUGCCAAAAAAUUUGACAAAAUAGUCCGAAAAGUUGUUUCAAUUAGAUACUUGGUUUUUUGUAAUAUGUUUUAGUUUUAGUAUAUUUGGUAUGAAACUCCUUACAAUUGGAGAUGAUGUUCUUUUUUCCAAUGUUCCACAUUUUCCUAAUAAUCCGUUUUAUCUUUCCUUGAAU